UCAUAUUCUGCAUUUAUUCAGUUGAUGCCAGUUUUCAUCAUCAUAAUAGUGUCAGUUAUAACGCAACUGAUGGCCACAAACCCACCCUACAGCUUGUUCUACAAAUCGUCCAUAGGCCAUGUGAUUAGUAGAGAAACUGAGAACUUGCAGGUGCCUUAUUACGUUGAUAAAAACUUUGAGAGGAAUUAUCAAGGAGCAGAACUUCAAGAGCUAGAGAAAACCGUUGAAAAAGAUUACAUAGAUUACAUUCAGACCAGCUGCUGGAAGGAGAAACAGCAAAAGUCUGAUUUGUCAAAUUUGGCCAAGCUGUACAGAGAUGAGCGGUUAAAACAGAAAGCAGAAUCACUGAAACUUGAGCACUGUGAGAAGCUCUCCAGUCUGAUUGGAAUGCACAAAGGGGGCUGACCAGGACACACACGUUCUGUAGUUUUAAUUUAUUGCUGGUUUAACUUAUGGUUUUAUUUUCCUUUGUAUAAAAAGGGAAGGAGUCUAUUGUAAAAAGUGUGGAUAUUUGAGUCCUUCUGCAUAGAGUGCAGAGAGGGGCCAACACAAGCUGCAGAGCUGGUGUUUGCUGUAAUAUAUACUGUACACUAUAUUGGUUCCAAGGACCAGUGGCACUUUGUAAAUUAAUCCCCUGGGAAAUGCUAUUAUUAGUUUGGAGCCCGUCCUCGUCAGUAGUUUGUCUGUCAUCCAGACAGUGUGUGCUUCCCAGGAGGGCAGACAAAUGUC
Messenger RNA from Nestor notabilis (Kea), 729 nucleotides. Its product is annotated as dnaJ homolog subfamily C member 18-like. Bases 25 to 405 code for a protein of 126 amino acids. Gene Ontology annotation, biological process: cellular response to misfolded protein. The transcript is spliced from 3 exons. Gene Ontology annotation, molecular function: Hsp70 protein binding. Gene Ontology annotation, cellular component: endoplasmic reticulum membrane. NCBI's taxonomy places the organism in Eukaryota, Metazoa, Chordata, Aves, Psittaciformes, Psittacidae. The record is from RefSeq and is a predicted model, not a curated record.